Molecule: messenger RNA, 603 nt
Organism: Sporisorium graminicola
Lineage: Eukaryota; Fungi; Basidiomycota; Ustilaginomycetes; Ustilaginales; Ustilaginaceae
Exons: 3
Coding region: 1-603 (200 amino acids)
Source: RefSeq, a predicted model, not a curated record
AUGUCGCUUCGCGCUUCACGCACCCUCUACAACGAGGCCAAGAACUACGCCUCGCCCCACGCCUACACCUACGUCGAGGGAAAGACUCCCUUCUGGCGAAAAUUCCGCGAGAUCUUCUCGGCCAACCCAGAAAUCUCUUCGGGUAUCCCCUCGAUCGAGUCGAACCGAUGGCCGCAGCCUGCUUCUCGCCCCGAGCGCGCCGCCACUCCCCCCAGCGCCGCUUCUGAUCCCGCUGGCAACCUCUACCACAAUCGAGACUUCCGACGCAAGUACCCCAAGCUCGAGAUGAUCACGCAGAAGGACCUCACCACGCUUCUGCUCUCCUCUCCCAACGAGGAUGGCACCCGAAGCCUUCAGGCACCCGAAGACGCCUCCAACACCACCGCUCUCACGCGCCCUGCUGAUCUUGAGUCACCUACCGCAUUCACUGAUGUUCUCGCCCAAGUGCACAAGUCUUCGGAUGCUUCGUCUCCUGGCUUCUACUCGACUUCCAACUUGCCACCACGCCCUCCUUUCAAGCAGCCCCACCACAUCCUCAAGCUGCAGAAGGGCGCUGUUCCGCACGACCCUCAUGCCUACUACCCUGCUGAGAACUACGCUUAG